AUGUUAUCAAGGGCAAGAAAAUACGAUGAUGAUAAAGAUGAGGUUCAAUUUGAUCAUGCAAAACAUCAGUCCGUAAAGCGUACAAACUCGACUGUAGACUAUGACCUUAUAGAUGAUGCUAGAGAUUCUAUUGUAAAUGUUAAUCCUUUUUAUAAGAAAGACAGUGAAAAUGCUCAAGAAUGGAUUGAAAUGUUCUUAAGAGCAAAAGAAGCUAAUGGAUGGCCAGACAAUAGAAGAGUAGCAAUUGCAGCAGGAAUGUUAAGGGAAGAAGCAGCUGAUUGGUAUAAUCUAGUAAGCAACACAAUUAACAGAUGGGAUGGAGAUGCAAACACAGGAUUCAGAGAAAGAUUCUUAACAUGCUUCUCAUCGCAAAAAAAAUUACAUAGAUGA
This is a messenger RNA of Funneliformis mosseae, 390 nucleotides long. NCBI's taxonomy places the organism in Eukaryota, Fungi, Glomeromycota, Glomeromycetes, Glomerales, Glomeraceae. The record is from the annotation of a GenBank genome assembly.